This is a messenger RNA of Fomitopsis serialis, 585 nucleotides long. RefSeq lists its product as uncharacterized. Bases 1 to 585 code for a protein of 194 amino acids. The record is from RefSeq and is a predicted model, not a curated record. NCBI's taxonomy places the organism in Eukaryota, Fungi, Basidiomycota, Agaricomycetes, Polyporales, Fomitopsidaceae. The transcript is spliced from 2 exons.
AUGGCCUCCGGUCUGCCACGGACAACACAGACGACCGUGUUCGAGCUACAGCCGCCACGGAACGGCCUCGGCGAGAACUCUUUCGCCACCUCUCACGGACACGCCCUGAUGCCCGCUGAGCGCGCUCUCUUCUCGCGCGAUCGACCAGUGAGGCAGCGCAUCCGAUGGUCGUUCAAUCCGGACAAGGACCCGCGAGUCUCGAGCCUGCUGAAGUGGGUGACUGCGAUGUCAAAUGGCCUCGCCACGAUCGGGCUGCAACGCUUCCUCGAGACGGGUGAGCGAGGCGCGCUCGUCGCCAACGCCGACUACCGCGUCCCGGGGACCGCCCAGCCGGCCUUCGACUGGGUCACAAUGGGGCAGCUCCAGAACACGCUCGACCGCGUCCUACAAGAGUCCGUCACGCUGUACGACCCCGCCGAGCAGGUCAUCGUUUUCGUCUUCCUCCUCUCGAACUCGGGCAACAGCAUGGCGGUGUGGCGGAGAAAGCUCAGCGUGCCCGAGGCGCUGCGGGAGACACACGACGAGGACAUCCAGGCGACGAAGGCAGAGCUGGAGGCGGAUUACCCGGUGUAUGUCGACGAGUGA